Messenger RNA from Hylaeus volcanicus, 974 nucleotides. RefSeq names its product bax inhibitor 1-like. The transcript has 7 exons. The coding region runs from base 59 to 808 and encodes 249 amino acids. Lineage: Eukaryota; Metazoa; Arthropoda; Insecta; Hymenoptera; Colletidae. Gene Ontology annotation, cellular component: membrane. The record is from RefSeq and is a predicted model, not a curated record.
CUGUGACUAGUAGACUUUUGUCAAAUGUACAUUUUCAUUUUGUUAUUCUUUAAUUAAAAUGGAGCGAGUGCAAGAAAUAUUUCGACAACGCCAAUCUUUGUCUUAUGAAAGAUUUUUAGAUUUUACACCAUUAAAUAGAGCACAAAAAAGUUAUCUCACAGAAGUGUAUGCUGUUUUAGGAGGAACGGUGUUAUUAUCAACAAUUGGAGUUCAAAUUUAUCGUUAUAUAUAUCCGAUUCCGUUUUUUUUAUGCGCUAUUGUACAAUUCUUUUGUGCAACAUAUAUAUUUUCAACACAAGGAACGUAUCAAUCCUAUAAAGAUUCCCAAUGUUUAAAACGUAUUGGAGCCUUAACUUCGUUGUCAAUGUUAUCUGGUUGUUCAUUGGCUCCUUUGAUUGAUUAUGCUAAUUUUUUGAAUCCUAAUAUUUUAUCAAGUGCACUUUUGGCUACAGCUGUGUCUUUUGUUUGUUUUUCUCUGGGUGCACUUUUCGCUAAAGAAAGAAAGUAUUUGUAUCUUGGAUCAAUUUUAACAUCGGCAUUGUCUUAUCUGUCUUUGGUUUCUAUUUUCAAUCUACUUUUCUCAUCGUCGCUAGCUCAAGACGUUGUUUUGUAUGCAGGGCUUUUUGUUUAUUUAGGAUUUAUAGUCUAUGAUACGCAGUCGAUUCUCCAUGAACACAAAUGUGGAACAAGGGAUCCAAUACUUCACGCUUUUACAUUUUAUGUGGAUAUUAUUGGUCUAUUUGUUCGAUUAUUGCAUCUUUUAACACAGCGGGAACAGAAACGAAUGCAGGAGAAGAAAAGAACCUAAAUCAUUGAUUUCACAUGAAUAAAUUUUAUUUCUGCUUGUUGUAGUGCUUAAAUAAGCGGUAUAUAUCAUCUAUUACGAUUUUUUCAAAUUAUUUGUAGUUGAUGUCUUAAAAGAUUCUUUUGUGAGAAACAACAAUAUUUAAAAUGAAUGAGUUUUGUUAAAAUUA